Messenger RNA from Pristis pectinata (smalltooth sawfish), 666 nucleotides. Its product is annotated as pancreas/duodenum homeobox protein 1-like. Gene Ontology annotation, biological process: regulation of transcription by RNA polymerase II. Lineage: Eukaryota; Metazoa; Chordata; Chondrichthyes; Rhinopristiformes; Pristidae. The coding region runs from base 1 to 666 and encodes 221 amino acids. The transcript has 2 exons. Gene Ontology annotation, molecular function: DNA-binding transcription factor activity, RNA polymerase II-specific; RNA polymerase II cis-regulatory region sequence-specific DNA binding. Gene Ontology annotation, cellular component: nucleus. The record is from RefSeq and is a predicted model, not a curated record.
AUGUUAGAAACCAUAUCAGUUAUGGAUUGCGACGUGGACUACUUUGAAAGUGCAUGCCAGUACCAGGGACCAGAAUACGCGCAGAAUCCACCUGCCUGUAUCUAUGCCAGGAAUCCGCAGCCGCCUCUCCUCAGGUCAUGCUUCGGCGAUUUAAACGAGCAUAAUGUGACGGAUUUCACCCACUACGAGGGUCUUCCAGAUCUGAACUCUGGCCACUUUCCUCAAGUGAAUUUUUUCAAUACUGAGUACGGGGAUAACCAUGAGCUUCAGGGGCGUUACCCGUUCCCUUGGAUGAAGAGAACAAAAUCGCAUGCCUAUGCUUGGAGAGAUCAGUGGGCAGGAAACAAUCAUCCGAUGGACGCGGAUGAAAGCAAAAGGACCCGAACGGCCUACAGCAGAAGUCAGCUACUGGAACUAGAGAAGGAGUUCCAUUUCAACAAGUACAUCUCCAGGCCUCGGCGCAUUGAACUCGCAGCGAUGUUGAAUCUCACCGAGAGACACAUCAAAAUCUGGUUCCAAAACAGAAGGAUGAAGUGGAAGAAGGAAGAAGCGAAAGGACAAGCCAGGACGACCACAAGCAAAGCAAAAGCCACACUACGGGAAAACUAUGCAGGAGAAGAGUCGGGAGGGAGUUACUCGGGAGCUUCCUUCAAAAAGACAUCAUAA